AUGGACGGCCUCUCAGUGGCAGCCAGUAUUAUUGGAAUUAUUCAGCUGGCUGGAGCUAUUUCCAAGCUAUGUGGAGGUUAUAUCCAAGAUGUGAAGGAUGCUAGGUCCGACAUCAUUGCUCUCCAACAGACGAUCCAGGGUCUCGUCAGUGUUCUCGAGAAGCUUGCGGACGCGCUUGAUAAUCCGAAUUCAAGGUUGUCUAUAACAUCAGCGUUGAAAGAUGAGAUCCGCACUUGUCUUUCGACACUAGAAGCCCUUGAAGGAAAAAUUAAUAUGGGAAAGGGCAAAAAGGCGAUGAGGAAGCUGGGGUUUCGAGCCUUGAAAUGGCCGUUGAAGCGCUCAGAAGUCGAAAAAGUGAUGGGUCAUAUUGAGAGAUAUAAGUCGUCAUUUUCUUUGUCGCUGCAGGCCGAUCAGAUGGUAAUCAUUACUGAUAUGGCUGGAACGACUAGCUUGAUUGAUAAAAACAUGGAUCUAAAAAAGCUGCCCGUCGCCCAUGGGGCUGAAUUUGAUUCUUAUAUGGAUCAACACGAAGACGAGUGUCUUGAAGGGACCAGAACAGAUCUCCGACAACAAAUCGCAACAUGGGCAGCAUCGCCACAAGGCAAUUGCAUCUUCUGGUUGAGCGGAAUGGCUGGAACUGGAAAAUCGACCAUAUCCCGUACAGUAGCCCGGUCUUUCAAACAAAAUAAGCAGCUGGGCGCAAGCUUCUUCUUCAAAAGAGGUGAAGGGGACCGAGGAAAUGCGACGAUGUUAUUUACGACAUUGACGCAACAAAUCAUGAACAUGCUUCCGGAAUUGACUCCCGCGAUUCGAAAAGCAGUCCAGGAAGACCCUGUUAUUGCGACGAGAGGGCUCAAGCAACAAUUCAACAAGCUUCUGCUUGAACCAUUACUAGGACUCGAGAGCUCGAGUGAAGACCGGAUAUUGGUGAUCGUGAUUGAUGCUCUAGACGAGUGUGAAUCAGAGAAUGAUAUACGGACAAUUCUUCAAUUGAUACCACAGCUUCGAGAGCCGAAAACGGUGCAGAUUCGAGUCUUCUUGACCAGUAGACCGGAGCUGCCAAUUCGUGUUGGGUUUUCCAAUAUAGGUAAUGAGGACUACAAGAACCUCAUCCUCCAUGAGUUACCGGAAGAUGUCAUCGCACACGAUAUAUUGUUGUUUCUGAAGCAUCGACUAGCCCAAAUUCGAAAGGAGCGCUUAUUAUCUGAUGACUGGCCUGGAGACAUCAAAACACAACAGCUUUGGAAAAUAUCUGUUCCGCUCUUCAUUUUUGCUGCUACUAUGUGUCGUAUACUUGAUGAUCUCCAAUGGGACCCUAUAGACAGCCUCGAAGAGAUCCUUGCUAGCCAAGGGGAGACCGCUAGUCUCGAUGGAACAUACCUCCCUGUGUUCAGUCGACUUCUUCUCAACCAAAAUGACAAACAAAAGAAGCAGCUUAUACAAGAGUUUAAGGACGUGGUCGGUACAAUCAUCAUCCUUGAAAGUCCUCUGUCUGUUAUCUCGAUUUCUGCGCUUCUUGGUAUUUCCGAACGUGUCGUCAAACUGAGGUUGAGCGCGUUGAACUCGGUGCUGAGCAUCCCGCAAAAUGAAAACAUGCCGGUGAGACUUUUCCACCUAUCAUUCAGAGAUUUUCUCCUUGAUCCACAGACGUGUGAGAAGACUCCAUUCGCGAUAGAUGGCAAGGCGUCACACUCUAAAUUGGCGAUAAGGUGCCUUUUGGCCUGUUCAAGUUUACGAAAGAACAUCUGUGGACUUGAACAUGAUGGGACCCAAAGAUCUGAGAUUGACACUUCACUUAUCAGCCGUUGCCUUCCUCCUGAGGUUCAGUACUCGUGUCGUUUCUGGGCCUACCAUUCCACGCAUGGUGACGACCCGGAGUCAUUGCGGGACAUUUUUGCCUUCUUGAAGACACAUUUCCUCCACUGGAUGGAGGCAAUGGGGAUCUUGGGUCUUGCACAUGAAGUGGUAGGAAUCAUUGACCUCCUAAACUCUUGGGUGGAUAGCCACAUUUCCCGUGAGCUUUCUGAGUAUUUACAGGAUGCCAGACGAUUUGCGUCCAGGAAUGCCGUCAUAGCAAAUGAAGCCCCUCUCCAGCUUUAUUGCUCGGGUCUUCUCUUUGCUCCGAGAGACUCGAUUAUACGAAAGGCCUUCGCUAAGUAUCUUCCUACGUGGAUUUCCGAUGUCUCAGGCGUUGAAGCGAAUUGGAGCGCAGACGUUCAGUCUUUUGAUGACUUCUCAGGGCGGGUUUUCCCAAUAUCCUUCUCUCCGGAUAGCCGGACCUUAGCAUAUGGUGCCCAUGAUGGCAGUAUCAAGCUUCGGGACGCCAUGACGGGAGUCUUGAAGCAGUCUUUGGAACGGCAUCCACAGGAUAUAGAGGACGUUUCUUUGGUUUCUUUUUCACCAAACGGCCAACUCCUCGCGUCCGUCGCUUUUGAUCGCACUAUUAAGCUUUGGGAUCCCGCCGCAGGUACAUUGCAGCGGACGCUUAGCCAUCCACGGUGCUCCCCUUGCCGUCCGAUUUUCUCUCCUGACGGCCGCUUCUUGGUUUCUCCUGCCUGUGAGCCUGGUCACCCUGCAAUCUUCCUCUGGGACUUGAUCGGAGAUCGCUUUGUGCAGGAAACAGCCGACAACUUAGGAGAUGUUGAUUGUGUAGCAUUCUCCCCUAAUAGUCAGCUUUUAGCGUUUGCAUCAGUGAAUGGCUCACUGAAGUUGUGGGACAUUGCUUCCGGAAGUAUUCAGAAGACUCUGGAAGGCCACACAAAGAGAAUAACACAUCUCUCGUUCUCUCACACUGGCCAGUUUCUUGGGAUACAGUGCAAGGAUUUCACAUUCAGGAUCUGGAAUAUCGCGACCGAUGCAGAGAAGAUUCUUCCGCAUCGGAUAAUUGGCGGAAUCUUCUCACCCACUGAGAACGUUCUCGUGACUGUGUUACCUGGACUUUCAUUAGCAUUCUGGGAUCCUGACACAGGUCUUCUCACGAAGGACUUCGAAGGCAGAUAUCGCAAUUAUGAUCAAGCAUUCUCUCCUGAUGGCAAAUUCUUGGCCCUUGCAAGGGACCAAUCACAAGUCAUGAUGUUGGACAUGUCCACGGGUAUUGCGCAUGCUCCUUUUGGUGCACACGCUGGCAGUGUUGUAUCUAUGGUUUUCUCCCCGAACGGUCAAUUCCUUGCGUCUGCCUCGGCUGACAAAAUAGUUAAGAUUUGGCAUGUUGGUGCAGGUGUACCAAAACCGGAACAGUAUUCUGACGGUCAUUCAAGCAGGGUUUCUUCAUUAACAUUCUCUGCUGAUGGUGAGAUCUUGGUCAGUUGCUCGGAUGAUGGAACAGCUGCACUAUGGAACCCGAAGAUAGGCAGUAUAUCCCAAAAGCAACCAUUGGCGCUUAGUGUACGUCGACCAUGUGCUGCGUUGGCGCCCAGUGGCAAAGUUCUCGCCUCUAUUUCAAUCGACAAGAUCAAACUAUGGAGAAUUUCGAAGUCUGCAAUUGAGCCCAUUCCCAUCUUUCAGGGCCCGAAUUCUACAGACAAGCCGUGUAAGGUUCGCGAGUUGACCUUCUCUCCCUGUAGCCGCUUUUUAGCCUCCCAUUCGGGGGACACUAUUCAGCUUUGGGACGUAGACACGGAGACAGGCUCUCUGCGCCUGAGACAUACUCUGGAUGGACAUCCAGAUCACCUUUGGGGGCCUCUAUCAUUUUCGCCAAACAGCCAGCUUCUAGCUACUUCUUCAAGGGAUCACACCCUCACUCUUUGGAACACCACAACUGGCUCUUUGGAGAAAACAUUUCAAUGCCGUCCAAUGGAAGCUUUCGAUAUGGCGUUCUCUCCAAAUGGCCGUUUCAUCGCCGCUUGCUUGAUCGGUGAGGAUAGACGGGACCUCUCACUCCUGGAUAUUGCCACGGAAGACCAAAAACAGGUUUGGAGGUCUGUGGGAUAUACCCGCAGAGUAAGGUUCUCUGGAGAUGGCUCAUAUUUAAAGACUAGUUUUGGGUAUGUGGACAUUCAUCCUGAGUAUUGGGACACUUCCAUUUCCCCUGAGAAUGCUGUGGAGAUUUCCAUAUUAAAGUCAAGCUGGGUGACCUUCAACCGCCUAAAGGUAUUAUGGCUGCCUCUGGAGUACCGACCCAGCUGCUUCACGAUCCAUGGCAAUGUCCUUGUGCUUGGGUAUGGAUCAGGAAGGGUUUUGUUUAUAAAAUUCUGUCCUUAG
Molecule: messenger RNA, 4200 nt
Organism: Penicillium mononematosum
Lineage: Eukaryota; Fungi; Ascomycota; Eurotiomycetes; Eurotiales; Aspergillaceae
Product: WD40 repeat domain-containing protein
Exons: 3
Coding region: 1-4200 (1399 amino acids)
Molecular function (GO): protein binding
Source: RefSeq, a predicted model, not a curated record